UCGGGUAGUUUCUGUUUUAGGCGAUAAAAUGACUGUUAUCGAUAAGUGAAAUAAACACAAUUAAUUAAGUUUCCUUUUUUGAUUUUAUUAAUUUGCCCUUAAGAACAAAGUACUCAUAAACGAUGCAUGAAUUCAAUAUUUUGCUUGACAGAGUCCUCUAAUUAAUCAAGUUUCCCUUUUAGGCGGUAAAAUGACUAUGCUUUCUAUGUCGGUUAUAUGAAACAUGAAAAGCGGUUCAAUUGCAAGGUAAACAAACAAAAUUAAUUAAGUUUUCUUUUUUAUCUCGUUUAAUUAGACCUUAAAAUAGGCUUUAAUUGAACAAUGAUUUAAUUUGUGUACUUUUACUUUCCACGUAUGGAUGCAGGAGACAUCUGGUCAGCUUUGUUACAAAGUGUCUCUGGCUUGUGAUUGGUUCAAGUAGAUUUAGGGCGUGACAUUGGGUUUUAUAACAGCACCUCUCAGAGCUGAGGUCUCAUUCACCCUGGUGAUUUGGCAGAAAGCAGAUCGAGCACAACAAGAGCUGUAAGACUGAUAUCUUACGUUACGUCUACCAUCAUGAGUGUGAUUAAACCAGAAAUGAAGAUCAAGCUGCGUAUGGAAGGCACUGUAAACGGGCAUUCGUUUGUUAUUGAAGGAUUGGGAGACGGCAAGCCUUUCGAGGGAAAACAGAGUAUGGACCUUAAAGUCAAAGAAGGCGGACCUCUCCCUUUUGCCUACGAUAUCUUGACAACAGCAUUCCAUUACGGCAACAGGGUAUUUGCUGAAUACCCAGACCAUAUAACAGACUAUUUCAAGCAGUCGUUUCCUAAGGGGUAUUCUUGGGAACGAAGCCUGACUUUCGAAGACGGGGGAGUUUGCAUCGCCAGAAACGAAAUAAAGUAAGUAAAAUGUAAAGCUGAUCUGCUCUGUGCAUGGAAAAAAGUAGCACUGUGUUCCAGAUUGAUAAAAUUUGUUCAGUUCCAAACCCAUUAGUGUCUUAUCGCCUUCUUGUUUUGAUGAUCCUGGAAAUUGUCAUCAUGAAAUAUUUUGAACUAGAAUUUAGAUAUCUUUUAAUUCUUAAGUGUCAGUGUUUAUAUCAAUAAGGACCAAAAUAAC
This is a messenger RNA of Orbicella faveolata, 1095 nucleotides long. Its product is annotated as GFP-like fluorescent chromoprotein cFP484. NCBI's taxonomy places the organism in Eukaryota, Metazoa, Cnidaria, Anthozoa, Scleractinia, Merulinidae. Gene Ontology annotation, biological process: generation of precursor metabolites and energy; bioluminescence. The record is from RefSeq and is a predicted model, not a curated record.